AUGAUGUAUUGCGAGUUGAGAGAAAUCAACUUUGGCAAAAAUCUUGAAAAUAUAGGAGGUGUUUCUUUUUAUUAUAAUAGCUAUCUGGAAAAAGUAAGUUUUAAUGCAGAUUGCAAUCUUGUUUCAAUUGGAGGUCAAGCUUUUGCUGGAUGCUCAAAAUUGAAAAGUAUCGUAUUACCUAAAAAAGUUAAAUCAUUAAAAGAUAGAUGUUUCCAAUAUGCUUCAGUGUUGGCAACAUUCUCUAUUCCAGCCGGAUCGGUUUUAAGCACUAUUGAAGAUUUAUCCUUUGAUAACACAGCAUUAACUUCAAUAUCAUUCCCGAAAACACUGACAUUUCUUGGAGUAAAUUCGUUCCAAUAUUGUAAAAGUUUGAAAUCUGUUACAUUUGCAGCUGGAACAAAUUUACCAACACUUGGUGGUGGUGUCUUCAAAUCAUGCACAUCAUUACCAACAAUUACAAUUCCAUCAACUGUUUCAACAUUUGAUCCAUCUGCAUUUGCAUAUUGUUCAAGCCUAGUCAGUAUAUACGUUCCUUCUGCAAACACACAUUAUACAAGUAGGGAUGGAAUUGUUUACACAUAUAAUAAGCAGAGACUCGUUUGUUGCCCGGCAGGAAAAGUAUCUGCAUUUAUUUAUAAUUACAUUAUUGUCAUCGGAUCAAAUGCAUUUUGGAGAUGUACAAAACUUCAGAAUUUGACAUUCCAAAGCGGAUGCAAACUAGAGACGAUUGAAGAUGGAACGUUCUAUUCUUGCACAGCACUUGUAAGAGUUGAUCUUCCAACAUCAUUGAAAACAGUUAAACAAAAUGCUUUUGCAGGUUGUACAAAGCUUGCAAUCAUUACAUUCCCUGACUAUGCACGUGUCAAUUUGGAUGCUGAUUCAAUAUUUUCAGAUUGUACAUCGUUGACAACAUUCACAUUCGGCAAGUUCUGUGCACUCAAAGUAUUUGGGAAGAAUAUAUUCUCAAAUUGUAAAAAAUUAACAACAGUAGUUAUUCCUGCAAAUUGUACAACAAUCCGAGAUAAUGCAUUUAAAGGAUGCCAAUCUUUGAAGUAUGUAAAAUAUCAGGCAAAGUCUAAAAUGUCAUCUUUGAGUUCUACGGCCUUUUCAGGAUGCACAUCAUUAACUAAUUAUUCAGUACCUGAUUCUUAUACCCAGAUAAGUUCUGCUUGUUUUGGUGGAGCACCGUCAAUUACAAUAGUAAGCAUUCCAACAGGAAUGAAGAUCAGCAAAAUCGUUUCAACUGCAUUUUCACCAUACAAACUAAAAUCUAUUACGAUUGCUUCAGGAACAACAAUAUCUUUUAUAGAAAGUUCUACAUUUGCAAACAAAUUGAUCGAUAACUUUUAUCUUGAUUGCAAAGUAUCACUUUCAUCUUAUGUAUUUAAAAAUUGCAGCAAACUCAAGAAAGUUUAUAUAAAGCAAAUAUCGAAUACUCCAAUUACCUCAGCAACCAACUUCAAAUACUCAAAAAGAUUAAUGUCAGCAACGAAAGAAUAUUACACAAUCCCGACUGGAACAUUCUAUGGUUGUAACAAUCUAGAGUCAGUCACCAUAAAUAAUAAUAUUGUUAAUAUCUCUGAUUAUGCGUUCACAGACUGCAGUAAACUCGUUUUCAAAAUUCCAAGUUCUGUGAAGAGAAUUGGAAACUUCGCGUUCAAGAACUGUUUCAACAUUAAUAAAGUUCCAGAGAAUGUUAUAUAUUUCGGAAAUUCAUCAUUCAUUGGGACAAGUGUUCCAAGUGUUCUUAGAAUUUGUUCCGGUACAAAGUUCAUCGGAUCUUCUUCGUUCAUGAGCACAAAAGUUCGAGUUGUCUAUUACUGCGGUUCUCGAGAUUUCUCUAAAUUCUAUCCUUCUUUCGAAAGAGGAACGAACGUUAUUGUUGGAUUGAGUUAUAAGCACAACGUAUUCUGUGGAUCGCCAAUAUUCCACAAAGCAUCGUACAUUUGCGACGACAUCAUCGAGACAAACUUCGUUGGAGUCGACAUCAUCAAGAAACAAAUGAAGAAUGAUUUGAAAACACAUGCAUCUCUUCUUCUGACUUCAUCAUAUUACCUUGGUUUAUGGUAA
Trichomonas vaginalis G3 is the source of this 2070-nucleotide messenger RNA. Its product is annotated as leucine-rich repeats (6 copies)-containing protein. Lineage: Eukaryota; Parabasalia; Trichomonadida; Trichomonadidae. The transcript has a single exon. The record is from RefSeq and is a predicted model, not a curated record. Bases 1 to 2070 code for a protein of 689 amino acids.